AUGAAAAUAAUUAUACUUAUUGCUAAGCAUAAAACGAACAGAUCAACGUCGACAGUUUUGUCAUCCCAAAAAGCUACAAAUUUGAAUUCUGUCGAUACUUAUAAAGAAGAAAAGCAUUUCCUCAAAGAUAGUUUAAGCUUGUCAGAAGCAGUUCACAAUGAUAAUGUCGAUUAUUUUUUAGAAGAUAAUUCACGUUUUCGAAAGGGACCAAUUCUAAAUUCGGAAAUUGAUAUUGUUCGGUCAACAAAGCGUGCUAAAAUAUCGAAUCAUGAAAGCAAUGACUGUUCAAAUAUAAUUGAAGGUAAAUGCGUUUCUGAAAACGAAAAUGAGUCGAUGUUCAAUGUUUCUCCAGAUAGAAAGCUGGUUUUAGGUGGUUCAAACGUACAAGGAAAAUCUAAAUCUUUAUUUGGGAUAUCUUGGGGUAUAACUCGCUUAUCGUCUGAAGAUACAUUAAAGAAUUUAAACGAAUCAACUCAGGACAUGAACAAAAAAAGUCAAUUGCCAAAAAUAGUUCUUGAAAAUGAUUAUAAAAAAACAAAUGAACCCUGUGCCUUAGAAUGUAAUAAGAGCGCUAUUUCUUCAAAUACAAAUAUUACUGUUACGGGUAGCCUGGAUAUUUCCAAACGUCUUGAUCCCGACUCAGAAUUAAGAGCAAAAUUUAAUUAUCAUUUAUCGUCAAACAAUACUAAUACAAAUAUUGGAUCUAACUUUCAAAAUGAAGCCAAAGAUAAUGAUAAUUUUUUGAACUGUAUACCCCCAGCAACUUGCCCUCAGAAUACUUUGAAAAAAAAUACCAUUCCUAUAAAUUCCAAUAAAAAGUUAAAUGAAGAAACAUUUUCAUUUGGUUUAAAUGUCACAGAUCCAGAUAAAUUAAAAGGAACAUCAACUAGCUUUCAAAAGGCUGGAAGAUCUAAAUCUGACGCCCCAGAGUUUUUCUCACCGACUAAACCAGUCGAAGCAUUUUCUAAAACAUUAAUGUGCUCUCCAGACUAUUUGCGAAGAGAUAUUGGGUUAAAUCGAAACAGUGAUGCUAACGAGCUUGAUUCUAUGAAGACAUAUCACUCCCAAAUUCCUGUUUUAAACCCCGAAUCUUUAGAGCUAUCUCCAAUAUUUUGCAAGACGAAUGAUAAUUUGAUAAAAAAUUUUUCCCCACCUCUUAUUAAAUCUAGAAUUGGGCUAAGGCGCAGUAAAUCAUCUGAACAUAUUGAUGAUCCAAAAUCUGGGGCGCAUGCUGAAAUACUUAAUCUGGCGAACAAAAUUGUUAAUAACACCGAAUAUAAUGAUGUUAAAUUAUUAUUGAGUAAUUCUAAUACAAAUAAUGAAGAAACUAAGGAUUUAAUGGCUUCGAAUUUGCCCGUUUUAGUGAAUUCAAUAUCGUUAGCUGAAGUAAAAGUUGAUUUACCCAAACAAAAACAAAUGGAAUCACUUAAUUUAAAGCAUAUGGAGGUUCCUAGAAAGGAUCUACAAACUUUUUUUACAAAAAGCGCCCCUUCUAAUAAUUCAAACUCAGAAAUUACAGAUGAGAGAACCAUCCAAAGAUCUAUUCUAGCAUUAACCACUAAUAAUGAAUUUAAUGAAUUUAAUGAUUUUAAUGAAGGUGAUUCAACCAAACCCAUUUUUGUUAUAGCUAAAAACGAAGACGAUUCUACUAAUUCUGCUAAAAAUCAAAGUUUAUCAAUGAAAAUUACAUCGACUUCCCCUGAGCUCAAUAAAAAUGAUAAACAGAUUUCUAAUUUAGAUUCCAAUUCUGAUUGGGAUAAUGACAUUGAUGAUGAUCUUAUUAAUGAAGCUUUUACUAGCCUUUCUAAACCUGUAAAAGCAGUAACAUUAUCUGAGAUCAUACCUUCUCAAAGUGUUACUACUGUUGAAUGCAAAUAUCCACAGAUGAUUAAUGAAGAGCGUCAAACAAAUCCCUUGAAACAUAUUGAUUCUAUUUCUACCCAGAAAGAAAAUAGUAAGCCGGAAAAUUUUGACAAGGAUUUCGAUGAAGAUUUCGAUGAAGAUUUUGAUAAAGAUUUUGACGAAGAAACUAUGAAGGAAUUACAAGGUUUUUUUGACUCAUCGCCCAUUGCUAAAAAAAACGAAAAUACAAUAUCAAACACUCGAUCAGUAGUAGAUGAACGAGAUACUGCUAACUCACUUGCUCAAUCAAUUGAACACACACCUUUUGAUAAAAAAUAUUUAUCGUCUUCUUUUUUAGACAUUCGAAACAUACCUAAAACUCGUGGCAGAGUACCAACCCAACCUCCACCAGCAAUAAAGUCCUUAUUAAAAAACCCCAAUCUUCUUCGAUACUAUGUAUUUUCAAUAACUGAAACACCAACAUCUGCUAACCAUCAUCAGUAUGAUAUAAUUGCAAUUGAUCAAUAUGAAAAACGGACCAAAAUCAUUUUAAGAGAUCAAUGGACUGAAUGCCCUCCCUCAGUAAAUGACAUCGUUCAUGUUAUUAUAAAACCUAGACAUCGUUACAAUCAGUGCAAUACUUAUAGCCCCAAAAAUACUGGGUCUAUUGAUAUUUCAAAUAGCUUAGACAGCGCUAACAACAAUAAAACUUAUAUCAACAAUCUUGAUAAAUUUGAAAGGGAAAUAAUUGUGGAUCGAGAAAACAAUAUCUUCAUUGCUUGUCCCGAUGUACUUGUUAUUGCAACAGCUGUGGCCCAGUCUUUUUCAUGUAUUAGAAAGGUAGUACUACAAAGUAGAGUUAGACUUCCCGAUGGAAAACCAUCACCACCAAUGGUUUACGGCAAUAUGAUCCAUCAACUUAUUCAGUCUUGCAUGAUAGAUAAUUCUUUUGAAGAGAGCUACACCUUUAAAAAAGUUGAUGAGAUAGUUGAUUCACAUCUAGAGAGUCUUUUUCUUUGUGAUAUUAAUAAAGAAGCAGCUGUAAAUUAUAUGAAAGAAAAGAUUCCUGUUAUUUUACAAUGGGGGCUCAAAUAUAUGAAAGACUCUUUGAAUCCAAAUUCUAAGACGCAUGUCCAUGGGGAUAAUAAUUUUGAAAAAUUGGCUAUUCGUCAAGUAAUAGAUGUUGAGGAAAGCAUAAUGGCACCUACUUAUGGGAUCAAGGGUACCAUAGAUGCAGUGGCAAAUAUUACAACUGCUUUUACAAAUAAAAACAGUUUUGAUUUUAAACCAAACUCAUUACCUAUUGAACGAUUUGUCCCAAUAGAAAUUAAAACAGGUCGUCGUAUGGAUGCCAGCCACUUCGCCCAAAUUUCUCUUUACAAUCUUCUUAUUGAUGAAAAAUACAAUUUUUUUUCGGGAGAAGUUCGGGGUAUAUUGAUCUACACAGAAACUGCGGAAACUUACCAAGUACCUUGUAUUUCCAAUGAACUUCGUGACGUUAUAAUUGCGAGAAACAAACUAGCAACUUCUAUGAAAAACAAAUUACAAUCUUUACCUGAACCUACAGAUCAUAAGGAUACCUAUUGUUCCAAUUGUGAAUAUUUCAACUCUUGUGUUUUGUACAACAAUGUUGUAGAAAAUCAAACAGCCAAGGAUUUUGGAGAUUUGUUUGAAGAGUCUUAUCAAAGCUUAAUAAAGUCAAUUGGUCUUCCAGAGCGCGAAUUCUUUUUAAAAUGGGAUAGGUUAUUGGCUAAAGAAGAAGGAGAAAUGGAAGGACAUUCAAAAGAGUUGUGGACAAUGAUUAGUUCUGAUCGUGAAGAUCUUGGAAGAUGCUUUGCUCAUGUUAAACUUCAAAAUUUAGUUUCAUCUGGUGGAUAUGUUUAUAAUUUUGAACGUUUCUCAUCUCAUGAUGGACCAUUUAAUAUUGACGAGUCUUUUAUUAGUAUCGGUGAAUCAGUAUUUAUUACUGAUGAAGAAACAAAUGCUGUUAUAACUCGUGGAAUAUUUUAUGGAGGAACUCCAUCUCAAAUCCAAAUUCAUUUUAGCUCACCAAUAAUUAGUCCAUGGGAUACAGAUACACCAUUGAACAAAGACUUUAAUUCAGCUCAUCGUCAACCAUUUUCAGUUAACAAUGGAUGUUCAUUAACCAACUUUUCUAAACGGAAACUGAGGAUUGAUUUAGACGAAUUCACUUCGUCAUUAGCACUUGCCAGGCGUAAUAUUAUUGAACUUGUUUUGCAAAAAGAUGAUGAUUCUAAAUUACGAAAACUCAUUUUACACAACGAAGCCCCUUCUUUUACGCCUAUGUUUCCCUCAUAUACAAUACCAGGGUUGAAAGAAGGACGUGUAGGUUUUAACUUAGAUCAGCUUAAAGCAAUUGAUCGAGUAAUUAAAUCAGAUCCUUGCACUUUGAUUUUGGGAAUGCCUGGUACUGGGAAAACAACAACUAUUGCAGCUCUUAUUGAUACAUUAGUCAACCUCGGCAAGUCUGUUUUAUUAGCUUCCUACACAAACUCAGCUGUUGACAAUAUUUUGCUGAAGAUCAAAGAUAGCGGAUAUGAUAUCUUAAGAAUAGGUCGACUUUCUAGUGUUCAUCGUGAUGUUAGAAAAUUUGUUCCUGGAAAUAUUAAGGAAAAAGGAGAUAUUGAACGUCUUUAUAUGAGCCCGAGGGUAGUUGCAUCUACUUGUUUGGGUAUCAGACAUUGGGUUUUUUCUAAGCGUAGCUUUGACUACUGCAUUAUUGACGAAGCAUCACAAGUGACUCUUCCUGUUUGCAUAGGACCUUUGAUGCUUGCAACAAAAUUCGUUCUUGUUGGAGAUCAUUAUCAAUUAUCGCCUCUUGUCAAAAACUCCGAAGCCCUAGAUGGAGGUCUUGAUAUUAGUUUGUUCAAAUAUUUGAAUGAUAAGUACCCGCAAUCGGUUGUAAACCUUGAGCAUCAAUAUCGAAUGUGCAAAGAAAUAAUGGUGUUAUCUAAUAGUCUCAUUUAUGAGGGGCGUCUUAAAUGCGGAUCUAAAAAAGCGGCUUUUCAAUAUUUACCUAUACCUUUGGAAAAUGGUAUAGAUCAUUGGAAAUCAAAAAACUUAUCUUCACAAAAUGAUUGGCUUUCUUGGGUCUUAGAUGAAAAUCGUAAAGUUUUAUUUUUGGAUACUCAUAAUAUACCAAAUUCUGCCGAAACAAACAAAGAUGAAUUACUUCAGAACAAAAUGGAAGCAACGUUAGUUUAUAUGAUAGUUGAAGCUUUCUGUGCCAGCGGCGUUUCCGAAUCUAAUUUGGGUGUUAUUUCAGUUUAUAAGUCUCAACUUAGACUCAUAAACUCAAUGUUAAAACAUCGCAAAAAAGUGGAAAGAUUGACCGCUGAUCAAUUUCAAGGUAAAGACAAAGACUGUGUCAUCAUAUCGUUAGUGCGCUCUAAUUCUCAAAAUCAAAUCGGCGAUCUUCUUCAAGAUUGGCGCCGCUUAAAUGUUGCUUUUACGCGUGCAAAAUCCAAAUUAAUUAUUAUUGGGUCCCGAAAAACUUUAGAAACAGCUUCAGCCCUUAAAGCUUUUUUAAAACUUUUAGAUGACAAUAACUGGUCCUAUGUUUUGCCAUCCUCUGCAGAUAAAUCAUAUAAAAUUCCAGUUCCUAAGAAAACUCCAAGAUCUCAACAUUCUUCAGGUUCAACACAAAGCCAAGAUAUUGAUAAUACAUCAAUCGGUCAAAACAUCCAAACUAACUCUCGAUUUCGAAAGUCAUCUGAAUUAGAAGAAUUUGGGACAUCUUGCCAAAGAAAACCAGCCAGAUUUGGACCUGGAAUUGGAGCUCAUAUUGGAAAGUUAGGACCAGUAACUUUAAAUACGCUAGCAGAACUGGGUGUUAAACCAAAAAAAUAA
Messenger RNA from Magnusiomyces paraingens, 5712 nucleotides. RefSeq lists its product as uncharacterized. The record is from RefSeq and is a predicted model, not a curated record. The coding region runs from base 1 to 5712 and encodes 1903 amino acids. NCBI's taxonomy places the organism in Eukaryota, Fungi, Ascomycota, Dipodascomycetes, Dipodascales, Dipodascaceae. Gene Ontology annotation, molecular function: 5'-3' DNA helicase activity; single-stranded DNA helicase activity. The transcript is spliced from 3 exons.